This is a messenger RNA of Homalodisca vitripennis (glassy-winged sharpshooter), 908 nucleotides long. Its product is annotated as collagen alpha-1(XV) chain-like. NCBI's taxonomy places the organism in Eukaryota, Metazoa, Arthropoda, Insecta, Hemiptera, Cicadellidae. The record is from RefSeq and is a predicted model, not a curated record. Bases 234 to 893 code for a protein of 219 amino acids. The transcript has 4 exons.
GGAACGUCGCGGUAAACGCCGCGUUUACACAAUUCCACGUGGGCCGUUUUAUCCACCAGUGAACUGAACUUCGUCUCCAGUGAUUAGUUCUGCUGAAUGUCGCAGGCUUUUCUGAUUACGUUGUAAUUACCGGUCUUGAUUGAGAUUUAGUGACUCCUGAUAUUUCCAUCUAGUUUUGAGUUUUAUUGACUCCUGAUACUUCCACACUGAUGCGGGUUAUGGAUUAAGCAGACAUGUCUUUCUUAAGGAGGGCAGUGUUGGCAGUGUGUAUUGCGUUUGUUUGCUUGCAAGAGAGCAGUUUAGCAGCGAGAAUACAAGAUGUUGACAUGACCGAGAAGGAUCUGCUGCAGGCUAUCAAGAUACCGUUCGAUGACCCCAACACCGUCUUCUUCGACUACGGCCUGGAGGGGUUCCCCGCAAUGGGGCUCAAGCCCGGGUCUGAUAUCAAAUCCCCGUACCGCCUCUACCUACCCGAGCGUUUCUACGCCGAGUUCUCUAUCACCGCUACUGUAAAGCUGGCAUCCAAGGAGGGUGGUUUCCUCUUCGCCGUCGUCAAUCCUUUGGAUACGGUGGUGGAGCUCGGAGUGCACCUAGGGGGUGCAGGGGCGGGGAUGUCGAACCUGAGCCUCCUAUACACGGACGUGGCCACCCACUAUUCCUCCCAGUCCGUGGCGAGCUUCCUGUUACCCUCGUCCUUCAGCAGAUGGGGACGCUUCGCCCUGAAGGUGACGGCAGAGGAGGUGACCGUGUACUUCAACUGCGAGAAGUACGACACCAUACCUGUGAAGAGAGAGCCACAGGAGCUUGUGUUCGACUCAGCGUCCACUCUCUAUGUCGGGCAGGCUGGUCCCUAUCAUCAAGGGGGCGCUAGACGUGAGUAUCCCCUCAUGUAAUGAUCUAUUAUAUUA